Molecule: messenger RNA, 4081 nt
Organism: Chiroxiphia lanceolata (lance-tailed manakin)
Lineage: Eukaryota; Metazoa; Chordata; Aves; Passeriformes; Pipridae
Gene: SLC37A3
Product: solute carrier family 37 member 3
Exons: 15
Coding region: 188-1693 (501 amino acids)
Biological process (GO): transmembrane transport
Cellular component (GO): endoplasmic reticulum membrane
Molecular function (GO): transmembrane transporter activity
Source: RefSeq, a predicted model, not a curated record
GCCCCUCGGCAGCGGCCGGGGCCGGACUACAGCUCCCGCCGCUCCGCGGGACCGCCCGGAAGGGCCGCCUCCCUCCCGCCGACUUCCUUCGGCAGCGCUGGGCGCCGGGCGCGUGAGAAGAAAAAUGACCUAAUCGCCAUCCAGCCCUUGUGGUCAAGGCAGGAGCAAAGGUAGGGCUGCCAGGAACAUGGCUUUGCCUGGAAGCUUACGGAGGCAGCCUGCAAACAGAGGCCUUGUGUCCCGUUGCACCCACCAUCAUAUUGUUGUGUUCCUGCUGACCUUCUUCAGCUAUUCCCUGCUCCAUGCUUCCAGAAAGACAUUCAGUAAUGUCAAAGUCAGCAUUUCCAGCCAAUGGACUCCUUCCUGCCUUAACAGCACGGCCCCUGAGCUCCGGCCAUAUGAGCUCUGGAACAGCAGCCAGUUAUUUCCAAAUGCAGAAGAAGCAACUCUCUUCCUGGGGACAUUGGACACUAUCUUUUUGUUUUCCUAUGCUGUGGGUCUCUUUGUCAGUGGCAUAGUUGGAGAUCGCCUGAAUUUACGCUGGGUUUUGUCUUUUGGCAUGUGUUCCUCUGCUCUGGUGGUAUUCUUCUUUGGCACACUCACAGAAUGGCUGCAUUUCUACAACAAGUGGUUCUACUGCUGUCUCUGGGUUGUGAAUGGCUUGCUGCAGUCCACUGGCUGGCCCUGCGUGGUUGCUGUCAUGGGAAAUUGGUUUGGAAAAGCUGGGAGAGGUUUUGUUUUUGGACUCUGGAGUGCCUGUGCAUCUGUGGGAAAUAUCCUUGGGGCAUUCCUUGCAUCCUGUGUUCUCAAAUAUGGCUAUGAGUAUGCUUUCUUGGUGACUGCCUCGGUACAGUUUGCUGGAGGAGUCAUUGUGUUCUUCGGGCUCCUGACGUCACCGAAGGAAGUGGGCCUCCCUGAACUUGGAGCAGAUGAAGACAUCGUUGUGGAAGAAGAUGCCAACAGACCUUUAAUGGGUAGUGAUGAUGCAGAUGAUGAUGACCGGAAUUACUCUAUUCAAGCAACUGACACUGACAACCAGCCAAAGGCCAUUGGAUUUUUCCAAGCUUGUUGCCUUCCUGGAGUAGUACUGUACUCUUUGGCCUAUGCCUGCUUGAAACUGGUGAAUUACUCAUUCUUCUUCUGGCUGCCCUUCUACCUCAGCAACAACUUUGGAUGGAAAGAAGCAGAAGCUGACCAGCUCUCAAUCUGGUAUGAUGUGGGAGGAAUCAUAGGUGGGACUAUCCAGGGCUUGAUUUCUGAUGUGCUACAGAAGAGAGCCCCAGUGCUAGCAAUUAGCCUGCUUUUUGCUGUAGGCUCUCUAUUUGGAUACAGCCGUUCUCCAAACAGCAAACCUAUCAAUGCUGUGAUCAUGACAAUUACAGGAUUUUUCAUCGGAGGCCCUUCUAACAUGAUCAGUUCUGCAAUUUCUGCUGACCUGGGGCGCCAGGAUCUGGUGAAAGGCAGCAGUGAGGCUCUGGCAACAGUCACAGGAAUUGUGGAUGGAACUGGCAGUAUCGGUGCUGCAGUGGGCCAGUAUCUAGUGUCUUUGAUCCAGGAGAACCUGGGGUGGAUGUGGGUUUUCUAUUUCUUCAUUCUAAUGACAAGUUCAACAAUCCUGUUCAUUUCACCACUGAUAGUGAGGGAGAUCAGGUUGCUUCUGCAUGAGCGGCGCCUGCGAUUGCUGGCAGAGUGACUUCUGCUUGCCUCUGGAAGGACUGUUGUAUGGAACUGACAGCUGGAACUCUAAUCAAAACUCUGGGAGACUUGUUUCUUACAUCCUCCAGGUCUGGAAUAAUUCAAAAUGGCUCCGCAAGACUGGAUUGACUCGCCUUUGGCGAGCUCAGUAGUGAAGUACCGAAUACCCAUCCUGAGACCGCCUGUGUCAUGGAGCUGCUGACCUAAGCCAGACAAUCCACGGGACUGAUGGAUUGUCCCAGACUCUUCCAUGGCAGCAGCCACACUUGAUUCCUCUGAGAGGUGGUCUCACUGCUAUACCCUUUCUUAUUUAUUUCUGGAUGUGCUGACCAAAGGUCAGCUGUUUAAAACUGACGGUUUUCGAGAGGCUGUCUUGCAAUGAAUUCUGAUGCUCUGUUGUGCUGGUGAAAUCACCCAGUGCAGUUCAUGGGUAGGUUAAAUUUAUGAUCACUUAAGCUUUUAGAGAGGGCAAAAGUAAUUAUCUGGAAUUUACACUGUCCUGUUGUUUAAAAACUGCUGUUGCUAAAUCUGUGCACAGAUGGACCUCUGCUAUCCCUAGCUAUUAAUUGUUACAUAUUCUAGUAGAGUCACAUGGAGAAGUCACAUCUAUAUUUGUUUUUAGCAUUUUUUAAUACUAUUACUAAUCUCUGAAAAAUGAGAUUUCAUUUUUUUUAACUAUUUAAGCAGACAAAUAGUGUGCAAUACUUUACUAUGACCUCUGAAAUAAGCCUUAAUAGAUCCUUUGUGUCUAAAGGAUACUUGAAUGGCUUCAGGGUUCAGUAAUGGGACACUUUCACUACAGCUUUGUUUAUUGAACCUGAUCAUUACUGACCAAAAUGGGUCUGUCAGGUGACCCUCUGAGGGAAACUGAUGUUAGUGACUUCAUACUUCUUGGGCAAUUGCUCAUCUCUAGCAAAGAAGGACCAGAAUGGAAUUAAAGGAGUUUAAGGGACCUGACUGCUCUUGGACAUAGGCUUCCAGACGGGGACUGAAGCGUACUCAUGGAAUAGCAUUUAUGAGCAACUGCUGCUGUGUUCCCCUAUGCUACUCUGCCUACUGCUGCCUAGGGGAACUCAAGCUCCAGGAUUUGAAAGCUUGAGUCAUGUAUCUUGAAGGGAAAGGUAGAGGCAAGUCAGCACUAAAAACAUGUGGCUGCACUUAGUGUGGUGGUGUUGGAGUGCUUUGCAGUGCUGCAGUAGGUAGGGUGACCGACUGACACCUCUGACAUUUGUUGGUGAUGUUAAAGGGGUCGCUGAGUAAGUUCUCAACAAAUUGUUUUCUGCUUCCUUGGAUGUUUCACUGUAAUAGGUAUGUGUUAACCUGCAGAACUUUUGACCAAACACCAUGUCCAACUAGUCAGCAAUGCUGGGAUGGGGGGCAGCAAAAUUCUUUGAGCUGAGAAUUUGAAACUUUUUAAAGGGCAACAGUUGCCUUUUUGACUUGUACAGUGAUUUUAUUUUAUUUUUUAAUUGAUGAAUGUCAAUUUUUAGUCAUACAUUGAUUGUAAUGAGAGGAAUAUCAUUAGUGCCUUACGGUUUUAGAGUACUGAACAGUUGCUUGGUGAUUGCUGCUUCUGCAGUGAUGUCUCUGUGCAGCUUUGCUUAAUGUGAAACUCAGUUGCUCCAUUUUGUACGUUUUUAGGGAGUCUUUCUUUCUCUCUUAGUGGAGGUGAUUCUUGCAUCUUUUUGCUAACCCUCAAAAAAUUUUACUGCUUGGGAAAAUGAUGCCAUUAAGCUGAUGUGGGACCUGAAUCCUGUUCUCGUUUCUUGUCAUUCCCAUUCCAAUUUUUGCCUGUAUAAUUAGAGCAGGAGACUGAGAAUCUAUCAUCCUGUUCUCAGAAUUAUGCCCUGGGGUUAGUGUUCACAUCCCAAGCUACUCAUUAGCCCCUGUACAAACAGAAUGAAACCUCCCUGAAAUUUAGUUCUAAAAUUGAUGGCGGCACCAUUUGCCCCAGCCAUGGCGUCUGAGAAUCUCUGGUUUCAAAUUCCAACCUGGAUGAGCUUUUUGGCCGUCUGGGCAGUAGAUAAGCUGCUGAUGAAAGGUGGGGUGGGAAAGGGACGUCGCCAGGGUCGGGGGGGGGGAGGAGAGGCCGCUCCCUGUAACAAAUGGCUUCCUGUAAACAGUUCUGUCCCCUCUGGAGAAGUGUCAGAUGUGAUUCGAGCACCGCAAGCACGGGUGGCCCGGCCACUGCAUCCAAGUGCACGGCGGUGCUUUGAGGCCACCCGCAAUUAGGGAGGCGUGCCUGUGGCUUCGGGAUUGUUGUUGUUGUCGUCGUGGUGCUGGAUUUUUGGUUCUGUGUAUUUCCUCAAGGUGCUCGGAUGGAGAACGGUUUUCAAUCUGGUUGUGUCCAAACUGAUCUCACGUGAAUAAACUUACUUUGACUUGA